GGCAUGGAAAGAAGUAAAGUCACGUUGUGAUUGAGAAUCGAGAAUGCAAACAAAUGUACUGUGUACUUACAUACACAAAUUAUUGGUGGUAGUCUUGAAGAGUAUAGCUGUAACCCUUACAAGAAUCAUGCCAUAACUAUUUGUCAGAAGUAUGGCUACAAGAAAGAUUCUGCAAUGUGUGCCUUCCAUCUUCCACCAAAAUAAUGUUACAUUCCUUCCAUCUGUCUCCAAUGGAUUACAUGUGCAUAGAUUCAGUGCUGCAACAUCCAAAGCCAUUGACCAAGAAAAGACAGAAGAAGAAAGCACCAGAUACAACCCCAUCCAUAUCCAGAUGUUAUCGAAAUCAUUGCAUCAACAAAUAUUCCGAGAAAAGUUUGGAGAAGUUUCAAACACAGAAUCACAAGAAAAAAAAAUAAACAAGAGUAUAAAACAUCUAAAACGACAUGGAUUAUGGGGAAAGCAAAGUACUCUCUUACCAGAGGUUGAUUUUCAACUUCCAGAGCUUUAUGGAGAUAAUAUAGAGGAUCACUUUAGAGUUUUGGCUCAGCAACAGAGUAAUACCUACCUUAUGUUAGCAGAAAGUUUAGCUGAGGCAAAGCUUCCAACAAUGCCAACUGAAUGGAUCAAAGAAUAUGGAUGGACUAAGUAUGAAUCUAAUGGUAGUACAAUGUCAGUUGCAUAUCCUGAAGAUAGAGCCCUUGUUUUUGAUGUUGAAGUUUGCAUGACAGAGGGAAAACUUCCAACCAUGGCAGUUGCUGUUUCACAGAAUGCAUGGUAUUCUUGGUGCAGUGAGCAAAUCACAGAAGAUAGAUUUUCAUGGGCUCAGAAGAUAGGCUUAAAAGAUUUGAUUCCUCUAGAUCAACAACAAUCUGAUGGAGAAUGGUUGCCAGGAGUUGUUAUUGGUCACAAUGUUAGUUUUGAUCGUGCACUUGUAAAAGAACAGUAUUUAAUGAAGGGUCCAAAAACUAGAUACCUUGAUACGAUGAGUUUUCACAUGGCAAUAUCAGGCUUAACAAGUUUUCAGAGAAUACUAUGGAAUUAUCAUAAAAAGAAUAAAAAUGUUGGAAAUCAAGACGUAAAAGAACACCUAAAAAAAAGUCAACAGCGACUGCAAGGUCCAUUGGUACAUGACUGGGUUGAAGUGAGUAGUCCCAAUAACCUUGGUGACGUAUAUAGUUUAUACUGCGAUGGUCUGGCUUUGGAUAAGACUGAAAGGAAAGUGUUUGUUACUGGUUCCAUUCAAGAUAUUCGACACCAAUUCCAGGAAUUAAUGAGUUACUGUGCCAGAGAUGUGAAAGCUACACAUGAAGUAUUUUCAAAAAUACUACCUAUGUAUUUUGAAAGGUUUCCUAAUCCUGUGACAUUUGCAGCCAUGUUAGAAAUGAGUCAAGUAUAUCUACCAGUCAAUAAUAACUGGCAACGCUAUCUCAAUGAAACUCAGGGUACUUACGAAGAUCUGCAGAAAGAGAUGAAGUUAUCAUUGAUGCACCUUGCUAAUGACUCGUGUGAAUUAUUGCACAAUGAUCGGUAUAAGAAAGACCCAUGGUUAUGGGAACUGGAUUGGUCAAGUACGGAACUGAAAAUGAAAAAAAUUAAAGGGAAAAGUAAAAAUGGCAAUAAUACACAGACUGAUGUUGGAGAAGUUACAAAUGAUGGUUUGUCUCAGAAAAGUCAAAGCAUGGUGAGCGCUGUUGAUAUGAAAGACAAUGAAGAUGAUUGCAACCAUGCUUUGAAUUUCAAGGAGGCUCCCUAUGGCCAGUCAGCUGAAAGUGUCAGGAGUUCUGAUGAGUUUGAAUUUGAUGAAAAUAGUGCUUAUGAGGAAUAUGCUGAAAAUUCUUUUCUUAGUACAGGAAAUGAAUGUGAUCAAACGAUUGAAAGUUUGCCAUUCAAUACACAGAAACGAUCUUAUUCCCAAGAUGCAUCAGUUUCUAAGCCAACUUUUAAAACUUCUGAACUGGUUGCUAUAGCUAGAAAGAGGAAGCGAGAAGAUGAAAAAAGACUUGAAGCUGAAAACCGCAUCAAUGAUAUUUUAGCAUCCAAGAACUUAUUAUAUAAACGUAAACAACAUAUGGUUGGUUAUCCAAACUGGUACAGAGAUUUAUGUCCAAGAUUCAAAGUAGAUUCAGAUUGGAAGCCUGGUCCUAGUUUGAUAACAUCACAAGUGCAGGUCACCCCAAAGCUAUUGAGAUUAACAUGGGAUGGUUUUCCACUUUAUCGUGAUGACAAGCAUGGAUGGGGAUAUCUGGUUCCAGGCAGACAACAUAAUAUGAGCAGAGACAAACAAGAUGCCACUUCACAAGGAGAUGCAGAAAGUGUUGACAAAAAAAUGGUUGAAUUUCCAAUUCGGUCUCUCAGAAAAUUGAUGAAAGAUAUUCCUAAAUUCUCUGAUAGUGAAAAAGAAGAUGAUCUUAUGACAGAAGAUGAAAUACUUUCAAAAAUUGAAGAACUUGGAAAUGGAAAUGGUAGUAAUUGGGACAAAGCUGAAAUUUCUCAGAAACGAUUAUGCCGUGAUUCUCCAUCAUGGCAUGUUGGUAAUGGACCACAUAAUGAUGUUGAUAUACCUGGUUGCUGGUUCUUUAAGAUGCCACAUAAGGAUGGAUCUCACAAGAAAGUUGGAAACCCGCUAGCCAAAGACUUUCUAUCUAAGAUGGAGGAUGGUACAUUGAGCUCAUUUGGUGGUGUUCAAGCCAAUAGAAUACUAGAAAUUAGCAAAAUGAUAUCAUUUUGGAGAAAUGCACAAGAUCGAAUAAGUUCACAGAUGGUAAUCUCACUUGAGAGAAGUGAACUUCCAAAGACAGUGACCAGACAUGUAGAAUAUGAUGAAGAUAACAACUAUGGUGCCAUUCUACCAAAAGUAGUUACUGCUGGUACAGUAACUAGAAGAAUGGUAGAACCAACAUGGCUAACAGCAAGUAAUGCGAGGCCUGACAGAGUAGGUAGUGAGUUGAAAGCUAUGGUACAAGCACCACCCGGGUAUCACUUUGUUGGUGCUGAUGUCGACUCACAGGAACUAUGGAUAGCAUCUUUGCUUGGUGAUGCCAGAUUUGCUGGAUUUCAUGGUUGUACAGCAUUUGGUUGGAUGAAUCUGCAGGGUAAUAAACUUGAAAGAACUGAUUUACACAGUAAAACAGCAGAUACCAUUGACAUCAGUAGGGAUCAAGCUAAGGUGUUCAACUAUGGGAGAAUCUAUGGUGCUGGUCAACCAUUUGCAGUCAGACUAUUAAUGCAGUUUAACCAUCGGAUGUCAGUUGAUGAAGCUAGAAGAAAAGCAUCCACAAUGUACAGUGCUACAAAAGGCAUUAAAAAAUACAAACUAAAAGAAGAUGUCAGAGAGAUUGUGAGAAAGCUGCUGUCAAAAAAGAAGCAGUCAAGAUGGAUAACAAAUGAGGAGUUGAGGACGUUAAGAAGAAGACUGAAAUACACCCUUGAAUACCAAUAUGUGGAGGAUAUAGAGAGUAAUAUACCACUGACGGAUCUACUAGACUACAGUUUUGACCUAACAGAAAAGAGAGAAUGGAAAGUUGGAAGUGAAUCAGAGAUGUUCAACCAACUUGAAAGCAUUGCCAUGAGUGAUGAGCCAAGAACACCUGUACUGGGUUGUAGAAUAAGCAGAGCCCUGGAACCAAUGUCAGUCAAUAAUGAGUUUCUUACUAGUCGCAUUAACUGGGUGGUUCAAAGCUCUGCUGUGGAUUAUCUUCACUUGAUGUUAGUCUGUAUGAGGUGGUUGUUGGACAAAUAUGAUAUCGAUGGAAGAUUUUCUAUCAGUAUACAUGAUGAAGUACGAUAUCUUGUUAAUAGUAAUGAUAAAUACCGAGCGGCCAUGGCAUUACAAAUCAGCAAUCUCCUUACUAGGUGUAUGUUUGCAUAUAAAUUGGGUAUGUUGGAUCUACCUCAGUCAGUGGCAUUUUUCAGUGCAGUUGAUAUCGAUACAGUAUUAAGAAAAGAGGUCAGCAUGGAUUGCAAAACUCCAUCAAAUCCACAUGGCUUAGAAAAAGGUUAUGGUAUACCUGAAGGUGAAGCCCUUGAUAUUUAUGAUGUCUUAAAGUUGACCAAUAAUGGAUCACUGGAAAAACCAAAAAUCAGAAAAUAAUGUCUAAUGAAUGAAGCAAAUAUUGUACACGUUUUAUUAACCUUAGUUGAAUAAAAGAAUACCAAAUGUUAGUUUUUGACUCCCGUGUGCGAAGCACAAAAGGGAGUCUUUGCUGUUACCCUGUCUGUAUGUCUGUAUGUCACUUUUUUUGUUCCACCGUUAUCUCAAGAACCACUAAUCAAAUUUUGGUGAAACUUGGUAUAUAGAUGCUCUGGGAUAAUGCG
Messenger RNA from Saccoglossus kowalevskii, 4314 nucleotides. RefSeq names its product DNA polymerase subunit gamma-1-like. Gene Ontology annotation, biological process: mitochondrial DNA replication. The record is from RefSeq and is a predicted model, not a curated record. Gene Ontology annotation, cellular component: mitochondrion; gamma DNA polymerase complex. NCBI's taxonomy places the organism in Eukaryota, Metazoa, Hemichordata, Enteropneusta, Harrimaniidae. Gene Ontology annotation, molecular function: DNA binding; DNA-directed DNA polymerase activity; 3'-5' exonuclease activity.